Molecule: messenger RNA, 1569 nt
Organism: Porites evermanni
Lineage: Eukaryota; Metazoa; Cnidaria; Anthozoa; Scleractinia; Poritidae
Source: the annotation of a GenBank genome assembly
AUGACCGUCUGGUUGAUACUGUCUAUUGGUCUGACAGCCACGUUUAUGGGAAUCUUGGGAGAUAGCGACACGCAAGAGCUUGGAAAAGGAGUUUAUCUCAGGAAGAUUAACUUACUCGGCAACUUUCAAGAAGAAGAGACCAAGGUCUUUGAGGAUAUACCUUCGACCUGCUUUAUAAAGAAAGAUCUGCAUAGCACUGGCAGUUUCUUUGACUACUAUGCGAGCACAAAGGCUUUCUACUCGAAAAUGGCCAUCAGAGCGGGCUUGGACGCUUCGUUGCAGUCUGGCUUUACACUGGGUGCUACACUGAACAGUGUUGCGCAAAAGGUACAUUCAGAACAGUCCAAAGUAAGUGGAAUGUCUUUAAACAUCAGGGCGUUGACAAAAAAAAUCUUUGUAAAGAAAGACUGUCUAGAUGCAAAGGUUAAUUUGUCCCAUUACUUAAUCAUGGACCUGGAACAACUGCCAGAAAAAAUUGAAAGGCCCUGGCACAAAAACUCCUGGAAAUUUUACGAUGUGUUCCUGAAUAAAUACGGUUCCCAUGUUGUAACGUCCGUUAAUCGAGGAGCGAGCAUAAGACAGACGACUUUCGCAGAAAGUUCGAAGUCGUACAGUCAGAGGGAUUUCCAGGUGAAAAGCUGUGUGUCAUUCGCCGGUCCUACGGUCGCGCCGGUAAAGGUCGGCGUCGAGGCAUGUGCAAAUGUCAGCAAAGAAGAAAUAGCAGCUGCCUCCCAUAUGAACACUGCAGAUAAACUUGUUAUUAGAGGAGGAAAAAUGGAGACCCGAAGUGCCCUGAGGACAAAGAGAACCGAAGAACUGAUAGAGAAAUUUUUGAGGGAAGCUAAUGAGACGGACGCAGGUGUCGAACACACUUUCAGAUCAAUAUGGAAUAUUCUGCAAAGCCGCUUUCUUUUUAAACCCGGAUCAGAAUCAAACUACAUCAAAGCUGUAAACCUGCAGUACUACUAUCUUGGAUUCUUGAAUUACGGAUGUUCCUUCGUGGAGGAGGGGGGACUUCACAUGCAAAAAUUUAACUACACCAGAAGCUCCUCCGACAGAUCUCCAGAAUUUGAAUGCACUCUGGCUGCCGAGGGCUGCCAUACCGAUGACGACUGCCAUUACAAGCCAGUAUGGUGUUCAUGUUAUGGGAGAUCGUGCGUUCGUUACAAAACGGUGGAUCAAGAAACAGGUGUCCCUAAGUUCACUGCACAUGCAAACCACGAUAAAAACUGGGGAUGGCAUGGGUGCGACUGGAAAGUCCCUGGAUCUUGGUGCAAAUGCUACAACGACAGAAGAGGAACUCGGAGAGUGGUUUGGACUAUGUUGAACAGAGAUGCAGUGCUGAAAAGCAGUGAAUAUGGCUUUCAAAACAAUUCCAGGCUUCAAGAUCAAAGAGCGGAAGCUACAGAUCAUGAUGAAGAAAUUACCGACGGUUUAAUCAAGGGUGCCAUAGAUCUGAGCCAGGAAGCUGCAGACCUGGUCAAAAACGGUACAGGUCAAAUCAGAGCAGGUGAAGAUCAUCGAGCGGAAGGUGCAGAUGAAGGCAGGGAAUCUAUAAUAGUCAUAUAG